Molecule: messenger RNA, 1338 nt
Organism: Didymosphaeria variabile
Lineage: Eukaryota; Fungi; Ascomycota; Dothideomycetes; Pleosporales; Didymosphaeriaceae
Exons: 1
Coding region: 1-1338 (445 amino acids)
Molecular function (GO): protein binding
Source: RefSeq, a predicted model, not a curated record
AUGAAGACUGCAGCUAGUGUCGGCUUACUGGGCAGUGCCUUUGCCUUCGCAGAAAAGGUCCAACAGAUACCACAGAAGCCUAUUCUUCUCUCUGACUCAUGUCCGUCAAAUUCUAUACUCUACAAUGGCGAGUGCCAACCUGCAAUUCUUGGGGCACAAUCGACCACAGAGAACAUACAGCUGAACACCACUAUCACACUUGAAGAAGCACGUGCAUCUGCACAAGCACACGAAAAUUUCCCUUGGACAUUUCUACCAGAGUGCUACUCGAAUGAGAAUCAGCCCGAUCCUGUAUGCGUCUUCUCCGACCAGAAUUUUGCCGGUGGCCGCGGCAUAUUCCUCAUCACGACUACACCGCUUGCCUACCAAAUGCUCAAGAAGCCCGCUUUUUCACAACCUGAAGCUCUCUCUCGAAUAAAUCAGCAUGCCAACCCUCCUUUCGAAGAACACGACUUUCCGAGCAAAGGCCGUGGUCUCAUUGCGAACAAGACCCUCAAUCGUGGCGAUCAGAUCUUCGCCUCGACACCGCUCCUAAUCACAAACCCCGCCUCUUAUAACCUCGUUGAGUCAGAGCGCCUGCGUCUAGGGCAUCGUGGUGUGGACACUCUUCCGCCUGCCACCAAAGACCUUUUCUGGAAGCUGCUCGACCAUUUCAAGGGCGACCCCGUCGAGGACCGCAUCAAUACCAACGCCUUCGACAUUAGCGUUGACAACGUGCAACAGUACGCUGUCAUGCCUGAGAUUGCCAUGAUGAACCACGACUGCCGACCAAACGCAGCCUACUUCUGGGACGAGGACACACUCAGCCACUACGUGCACGCGACACAAACCAUAUACCCCGGCGAGGAAAUCACAAUCACGUACAUCAACAACGAGAGGAAGAGGGCUGAUCGCAUGAAGCAUCUGAAGACAAAUUGGGGCUUCGACUGCACCUGCUCGAGCUGCGCGGCGCAUCCCGUUUUCGCGGCUGAGAGUGAUGCGCGCAUCCAGGCGAUCGAGGAUAUCUCCGAGGCGCUCAACGACUGGACGGAUUCGUCCAAGGCGACACCCGAGAUGGCGGAGUUGCUUCUCUCGCUGUACCAGCAAGAGCGUUUGGAAGCUAGCAUGGGGGUGGCGUACAAGCAUGCCAGUGAGGUAUACAGCAGCUUUGGCGACCGAUAUAACGCAAUCAAGUAUGCUCAGUUGGCGCUGGAGUUGUUGCAUCUGGAUCGCGGGUUUUUCGAUGUUGAUAUUAAGUUCAUGCUGGCAAUGGCGAAGGAUCCAGAGCAGAGCUGGAGCUGGAAGAAGAGGGUGGGUCACAAGAGGUUGGAGGGCGAGUCAUGUGGACAUGCGCACUGA